Molecule: messenger RNA, 963 nt
Organism: Trichoderma aggressivum f. europaeum
Lineage: Eukaryota; Fungi; Ascomycota; Sordariomycetes; Hypocreales; Hypocreaceae
Exons: 3
Coding region: 1-963 (320 amino acids)
Source: RefSeq, a predicted model, not a curated record
AUGCUUCAGUCAACAUCGCGUCUCACCAGGAUCCUCGCACCCCGAAAUCCGAAGCCUCGCUGUCCAUUAUCAAGGCAUUACCUAAUAUCCACCUUCCAGAAACCCAUUUUCAACGCGCUGCGAGAUUUCACUGGCAGAAGUAUGAGUUCUUCAAGCGUAGUUCCCCACAGUGAAAUCACAAAGGAGCAGUUUGCGUCGUAUCUAAGUCAAUAUCCGAGCCUGGUUGAGGCGAUUCCCGCCAAAAAUGGUCAAAAGACGCUCUCUGAGCUGGACCAGUACCGCUAUGUAGAUGCGGUGGACACGUUUAACCUGAAGAAGCCCAAGCGCGAGAUGGACCUUGAUGAUGUCAAAUUGCUGGUAGAAUGGAAGCUACGACAUGGCAAAUUCCGCCCAACGCUCAUGUCCCUCGUCUCCUCCAACCCUCCCUCAGCCUCUCAAACAAUCCAGUUCGCCAUCAAAUUCUACUCGUCUUCCAAAGACAUCGGCAGCGGUGUCAGACUCCUAUCCGACCUCAAGGGCGUUGGCCCCGCCACGGCCUCGCUGCUCCUCUCUGUCCACGAUCCCGAGAGGGUCAUAUUCUUUUCCGACGAGGCCUUUUACUGGUUGUGCUGCGAGGGCAAGAAGGCGCCCAUCAAGUAUAACCCCAAAGAGUAUCUGGCCUUGCGUACCGAAGCGGAGGCUUUGGCCAACAGACUCGGCGUGUCGGCGAUGGAUAUCGAAAAGGUGGCGUAUGUUUUGAUGAAGAAGCAGGAGACGACGAAAGAUUCAAAGGCAGUUACUGGAGCUAAAACCAAGGCACCGGUCAAGGAGUCGGCUUCCACCUCGUCGUCGGCGAAGAAGAGAAAGACGGCUUCCGUUGAAGAGAGUGAAAAGAAGCAGAAAAGAUCAGACGAGAAAGUCGUGAAGAAGGAUAUGGCGGAGGGUAAUGCAUCUUUGAGGAGGUCAAAGAGAUUGAGAAAGUGA